Molecule: messenger RNA, 2879 nt
Organism: Xyrauchen texanus (razorback sucker)
Lineage: Eukaryota; Metazoa; Chordata; Actinopteri; Cypriniformes; Catostomidae
Gene: lmod1b
Product: leiomodin 1b (smooth muscle)
Exons: 3
Coding region: 199-2217 (672 amino acids)
Biological process (GO): myofibril assembly; pointed-end actin filament capping; muscle contraction
Cellular component (GO): striated muscle thin filament; myofibril
Molecular function (GO): actin binding; tropomyosin binding
Source: RefSeq, a predicted model, not a curated record
GAUGAUAGUCCAUCUCGUCUCAAGCCGCUGCUUUCAAGUUUCUUUCACAUACAGGACUUUUUUACUCUUCUUCUUUUACUCUUCAGUUAUUUAAUGGAUUUUUUCCAAAAUUGAAAGAAGUGGGAAAACAUACAGAUAUCUUCAGUAAAUUGAACAGAAGUCUGGGUCAAACUCAAGGAUAUUUUGUGUAACGCAACUAUGUCCAGAAGGAAGGUGAGGGGACUCACUAAAACCGGGCGACAGGUGAGCGAAGACCCGGACCUCGACAAUUUACUGUCGAACCUGUCUCCCGAAGAAAUGGAGGAGUUGCAGAAAGAGGUUUUGGUCGUUCCAGACCCAGAUCCGAGUGAAAUAGUCAUUAUAGACCAAACAGAUUUAAAACCAACUGCACCUGUUAAAAAGGAUUCUCACUUGGGCAGCCAGGCUGAUGAUUUCAGAGGCUGCUUUCAUAGAAACCUGUCCACCGAGGGAGAGCCCAAGAAGGAGAGUCGGAAGCAAGAGUACCUGCGUAAAAUGGGCCUAAGCCAAGAGAAAAAUAUCUCCUGGUCUGACGGCAGAGAUGGAGGACUUCAGAGACAAAGCAGCAUUACCACCUCCUCUUCCUGCCUGAAAAGUGACAGCAGAAUGGAAGACAGAAAACGCAGACUCACAGAGGGGUCUAAAUUUGACAAAGCCGGCCCAUCUCCCUUUUCAAAAAAGGACGAGGAGAGUGAGAGGAAAGGAGAGGUGCAGGAAAAAGAACAAAAUGAUUGGAGUAAACUCAAGGAUAGAAAAGAGGCCAGGGAAAGUAGCAGCAUCAGCAAAACCAAAGAAUUAAUAUCCAAGCUUCAAGAUAAAAAUGAGGAUACUAAAGAAAAAAACAGAAAAGAAGACAGUCGUAAAAGCCAAUCUGGAGAAAGCAGAACAAAGGAGAUGAUCUCUAGGAUACGGGAGAAAGAGGAGAAGGACAGGGAGAGAAAGGAAGAGAUUAGGAAGAGAGAGGAGAACAAGACGAAAAGCUAUACUUCCAGGUUAGAGGAAAAGCAAAAUCAGGCUGUAGAAAACAAGACAGAGGACAAUAAUUUGAAAGAAGAGAAGAAGGAUGAGGAUGUAAAACAAGUAAUAAAGUCAAAUGAAAGCGAGAAAGAGGGCCCAGAGCCGGAAAAGGCACAAAGGAGAGGAGAAAACAUGAAGAUGAAGGGAGGAGGGGAUGUUAAGGAACACAAUGAGAUUGCAAAUGAAGUUCAUGAAUCCAUCGAGGAGAAGAUUGGAAACUGCAUAUCAGACAACGUUUCAAAAAGUAAGAGCGAAGAGGAGGAAGAGUCAGCAAGCAUGUUCGAUGAAGAUUUGGAGAGAGUUUUACGCAAUGAUCCAGGGAUGACUGAACUUAAUUUAAACAACUCUGAGGUCAUAAAAACCAAAACGCUAGUUCAGUUUGCCGAGGCCUUGAAAGAUAACACACACAUCAAAACGUUUUCUUUGGCUAACUGCCGUGCCGAUGACCAUGUGGCUUAUGCUAUUGCCGAGACUUUACGCAGUAACAAAAGCAUCACAAGCAUCAAUAUGGACUCCAAUCUUCUUACCAGUAAAGGCAUCAUGGCUCUAAUCUACGCCCUCCAGCACAACUCCACACUCACUGAGCUACGCUUCCACAACCAGCGGCACAUCUGUGGAGGUAAGUCUGAGAUGGAGAUGACCAAAGUUUUGAAAGAGAACACAACUCUUCUGAAACUAGGCUACCAUUUUGAGCUAGCUGGCCCUCGUAUGACCAUGACUAAUAUUCUCAGUCGCAACAUGGACCGCCAACGGCAAAAGCGGCUGCAGGAACAGAAGCAGGCUCAAGCCCAAGGCACUGGAGACAAGAAAUCUUCAUUAGAAGUUCCAAAAACUGGCUUUGGUAAAGGUUCUCCCAGAGCCUCUCCCAAGCCAUCUCCUCAUCCAUCUCCCAUACCAUCACCUGCCCCGUCCCCUAAGUUGACACAUAAGAAAGGGGGCAGUGGAACUGGUGGUGGACCACCACCCCCGCCACCACCAGGAGGUCCCCCACCACCUCCACCUCCAAUGCUAGAUGGAGACUUCUUGAAGAACUUACUGACGCCUAUAUCAAAAAGGAAGCUUGAAGAUAGGACUGGAGGAAGAGGAGGAAAUCAAAACUCAAGGGAUCAACUUCUAGCAUCCAUUCGGGGCAGCAAUCUCAAACAGCUGAAAAAGGUUGCAGUACCUAAACUUUUGCAAUAAGCAGGCCGUGCAGAGAGAGAUUAAUGUGGAUGGAGAAAAAGGACAGGAAUUAAACGACAGACAUCUCACAGACCUUGAGAAGAUCAACGCUCAGAAUCUUCCAAAAGGAGUCUUACUGCUGCCCUAUCGUAUGAAAGACGGGCAGGGACUCGUAUAUGGUGAUCUUCCAUUGAAUGCGCAGCUUCUGCCCAGGAGUCUUUGUACAAAAUACACUGGACUGUAGAAAAUAAUGGAAGCAUGGUGCAGUCAAGGAUGCUCAGAGGCUUAAAUGGCCUGUGGUACUGCAGAGUUGAUUCCUUGCUUGUCAUUUGCACUAAAUGAAUAAUUUCAAAUUAUAGUUUUAUAUGUGUGUGUGUGUGUGUGUGUGUGUGUGUGUGUGUGUGUGUGUGUGUGUGUGUGUGUGUGUUUGGAACAAUUUAAAUGUGUAGAAGAUGUUUGCUUGCUUUGUUUCUGCAGCUGAAUUGGAAAUUCUCAUUGCUGACUGCAUUUACUAAUGUGAGAAAAAAGCAAUCUCCUGGAUUUUAUCUUGUUAUUUUGGGUUUGGGAAUAUCUAUAUCAAAAGCAUUUGCUGAUCAGGGAAUAAAGAGGGAAUUCUAAUUUUAAAAAUCCCCAAAUUAUAUAAAUAAAAGUAUUGUAAAGUAGAGAUUAUUUUAUUCCUUAUA